GUUCAUAAUCCUCUAGACUUUUAGUCAAUAUUAUGAACUCAUUUAAUUACGUCUUCUUUUGGAAAUAAACCCACAUACUAAUAACAUAAUCAUGGGCGGCCGUAAAUUUAAAGUACAAACAUUGAAUUUAAUCUGUUUCAAGUAAAUAUAAUUUAAACUUCUUUAAAAUAUACUACUCGACAUUUUCGGACUAUACAUGAUGUCAGAAUUAUCCAAUUUAUAAAUCAAUAAUUUAGAUUAAUAUGUAUUCUAUGUAAUAGAAGUGCUGACUAAUUGACUAUGGAUACAAAAAAAAAAUGGUAACCCAAACCUUGGUUACCGUGGAUACCUUCAAAUGUUUUAUCAAUAUAUAAGUUUAUAUCAUCUGUGUGACAUUGAAAUACUUUUCCGAAAACAUAAUGGACAGUAUAUUAUUUCCUACGGAAAUUGAUUUUUAUAUAGAUACAAUUAAGUAUCACAAUUUAAAGGAUCUGGGCAAUUCAAAUUGGUUGGAAUGGCACGAGCGUCUUCAAAAACUCAACCAAGAAGCGGUGAUCGAGGCUUCCGCUAUGAAAGAGGAGUACGUGAAAGAAGCUUUCGUUACGUUGAACAAGAGCAGCGCUCUUGUUCACGAGGCGAUCUUGGUGAGCAUAUGGAAACAAAAGUUGCUUCCGUUGCUGCUCCAAAUGCGACCGGAUCCCGAAAGCACAUUCAUAGCCUACUCGAUUCUGUAUCAUGAAGCGGUGGCCGUCAGUCUGUUAGAACUAAUCUUAUUCCAUCCAAAUGGAUGCGAAAGCUUGGGUGAUGCGGCAUCGGACCUUCUGGAAUACGCCUACGAUUGUGUCGCCCAAUUACUAGUCAUAGAAUGCAAGGAACCGAGUACUGCCGAAAAGGGCAGGACCGAAAUAUUAAGACAGAAAGAGGAUUUGGCGUUUUCCAUCGGGAUUCGCUGUUUAUCCAUUAUAAGAUAUCUGGCUGAAAAUAUGGAUAGGAUUGCAAUAGGAAUAACUUCAAGAAUUUAUUCGACUUUAGACGUUCCCGUGCUUCUCGUACAAGUUAUGCUGCACAAGCCUUGGAUCAGUAAGGGAAAAGUGUAUAGGGAAGGCAGCUGGGUUGAAAACAACUUGCCCAGUGAUUUAUUGAUGCAAUCAGAGGCUCAAAUUUGGUUAAGUCUGAGGCAAUUGCUAUUGGAUAAAGCCUGUUUCGAGUAUUAUCCGAUAACAGAUUCGAGGCGUUCGCAAUUGAUGAAAUUAAUGCCACUUCUAUCACCAACUUUAUUGGAUCAGCUCUCGCCACUAAUGGAACUAAAUCACUGGCUUUGUCAACUAUCCGUUACAGAGUUACCAUCGUCGAAUAACAAACCAUUUCUACUAGAAACUAUAUUGGAAAUUAAAAAUAAUAUAUUGAAACAGGGAGAGAAGAAAUGGAAGAAAAUAGCCAAAGAUCAGGUGGAUGUCAUUUUUUGCAGUGACAAAGAAGUAUUAAAAACUACAGCUCAAAGGUUAAUGGCAGCAUACAAUACUGACUUGUUGGAGAAAAUGGAAACAAAGAAUAAGGAACACUGCACUCUUUGUGAUAAAGCUGCAAUCCAAAGAUGUUCCAAAUGCAAGAAAACUUGGUACUGCUCAAGAAAUUGCCAAGUCAGUGAUUGGAAUACUCACAAGGUUAUGUGUAUUCAAUAAUAUUUAGAUUCAAUAAAACAAACUGGAUUCUUAGAAUAUUUUUAAUUUAU
This is a messenger RNA of Nicrophorus vespilloides, 1711 nucleotides long. It is a transcript of the gene Zmynd10, whose product is annotated as zinc finger MYND domain-containing protein 10. The transcript has 5 exons. Bases 399 to 1661 code for a protein of 420 amino acids. Lineage: Eukaryota; Metazoa; Arthropoda; Insecta; Coleoptera; Silphidae. Gene Ontology annotation, biological process: outer dynein arm assembly; motile cilium assembly; inner dynein arm assembly. The record is from RefSeq and is a predicted model, not a curated record. Gene Ontology annotation, cellular component: cytoplasm; centriolar satellite.